UGCGGGCCGGCGUUCCGGUCGGGGACAGUGGGAUAGCGACGACGGGCGAUUUACGGGAUUCCGGGGACCGAUCGGCCCUUCGGGAUGCGGGGCCACUGAAAUGCGGACCCUCCUUCUCGGCCUGGCUCUCCUACUCCAAACAUGGUGGGUAUCUGGGAGCGAAGUUGUUCUGGAACCAAUGCAGCUGUGUAGAAAAACCAGACGGCUGAAAGGGCGGAUGGGCGAAAUUUGCAAAAAGGAACCAGCACUCCUGAAAGAAAUCAGCCGUGGGUAUCAGCUCGGAACUCGAGAGUGUCAGUUCCAGUUCCGUAACAGGAGGUGGAACUGCACUACCGCCAAAAAAAGCUUGAAAAAAGUCCUAUCAAGAGAUACAAGAGAAUCAAGCUUUGUGAGUGCAAUUACAGCUGCCGGAGUGACAUACUCAGUGACGAGAGCCUGCACAACCGGUGAACUCAUUGAGUGUAGUUGUGACAAAACUUUCAAAGGAGAAGCAAGUCGGAUGGGUGCUGAGUUCGGGGAACGUAGCUGGGAGUGGGGUGGCUGUGACGACAACAUUAAUUACGGGUACCGCAAGUCCAAAAUAUUCAUGGACACCCCCUAUGAGCAACUCAGUGACAUCAGUACAUUAAUCAAACUCCACAAUAACGACGCUGGGAGACUGGCUGUGAAGAGGCUCAUGAUCACGGAAUGCAAGUGCCACGGUCUCUCCGGCUCGUGCACGGUGCGUAGCUGCUGGCGUCGACUGCCGGCCUUCCGGGCCGUGGGGCGGUCGCUGCGGGGGCGCUUCGAGGCGGCGGCCCGGGUGAUCCCAAGCAACGACGGGCGACACUUCAUCGCCACCGCGGGACCAUCCCCAGGGCCGGGCCGAGGCGACCUCAUCUACUCGGAGGAGUCGCCCGAUUUCUGCAAGCCGAACCGGGUCAGCGGAUCCCUCGGCACCCAGGGCCGCCCCUGCAACGCCACCGCCUCCGGGCCCGGGUCCUGCCAGAGUCUCUGCUGCGCCAGGGGGUUCGAUACCCGGCUCGUACGACAGAAGCGCCGCUGCGACUGCAAGUUCUUGUGGUGCUGUCGGGUCUCUUGCAAUACGUGUAUCACGCCCCGGUAUCUGCAUACCUGUCGCUGAAACGAACACGGAUAAAAAAGAACCGCACAAUCCUACUACAUUGAAAAAAAAAAUACUCCGGCCGUGGGGGCCGCAAUUACGGGCUACAUGGACAUACCGUCCGUUCCGGGCU
Messenger RNA from Bemisia tabaci, 1235 nucleotides. RefSeq names its product Wnt oncogene analog 6 (gene Wnt6). NCBI's taxonomy places the organism in Eukaryota, Metazoa, Arthropoda, Insecta, Hemiptera, Aleyrodidae. Gene Ontology annotation, molecular function: frizzled binding; cytokine activity. Gene Ontology annotation, cellular component: extracellular region. Gene Ontology annotation, biological process: canonical Wnt signaling pathway; neuron differentiation; cell fate commitment. The record is from RefSeq and is a predicted model, not a curated record.